AUGACUGAUGACGAAAAUCAAGCUGGCAAUCCUUCAUGCAAGACUUCAUCUAACCCCCUUGCUCUUCACGGCCGGCAUUUUGAUUUUGGUCAGACAGUGUUUGCCCUGUGCAAUUAUCCUGCUCUUCUGACUGCCGGUUUAACGGAUGGCGAUGAGGAGGAUAUUAUUCAUGUGGGAGAACUGGUAAGGAAAGGAGCCUCUGGUGCGCGAGGCGAUGAUACAAAGACCCUAAAAUCUGCUGUCCUCAAGUGGCUUGUGCCCAGAGGACAGCCACUCAUACCACCCCUCUCCCAAAAUAUGAAGUUGGACCGUGAGUUCAACCAUGAAGUAACCAGCAGAUUGCUCUGCCCUGCGGGCCUUGACUGGUCAAACGCAGAAACCAAGCAGAGUCUGAAGAGUGGUGAAAUUGCCGUCUGUGGUGAUCAAUGGCUCAUAUUCUUAUAUUCUGGAUACAACUAUGAUCCUGAUGAUCCAUGGAAGGGUUUACUCAAAAGUGAGAUACUAAUUUUCGGCUUUAAACACGUCUUUACAUCUCCGAGCUCGGUGGAUAGGGAGCCAAAGGCUACGCACUCCAGUAAUGCUUACUUGCAUGGUAUGAAAUCCAUGACUAAAGGUUCUCUAGCUUACAUUGCUACCCAGAUUCAGUUUUCCUUAAGUUCGUCGUCAGUGUUUUCAUGUACCGACACAGUUACGGACUCAGAAAAUUUUUAUCAUAGUAUUCUUGACUUACUAGAGGAUCCUGACGAGAUUGAGGAAGUUACUGACUUGAUGACGUGGUGGACGAGUCACAUGUUCCCUAAUUCUUCUUCACAGCGCACUAUAAGCAAAAACAGUGCGCUGUUCAAGAUUUGA
Messenger RNA from Suillus plorans, 852 nucleotides. RefSeq lists its product as uncharacterized. The transcript is spliced from 7 exons. NCBI's taxonomy places the organism in Eukaryota, Fungi, Basidiomycota, Agaricomycetes, Boletales, Suillaceae. Bases 1 to 852 code for a protein of 283 amino acids. The record is from RefSeq and is a predicted model, not a curated record.